This is a messenger RNA of Homalodisca vitripennis (glassy-winged sharpshooter), 1014 nucleotides long. Its product is annotated as ankyrin repeat and fibronectin type-III domain-containing protein 1-like. Bases 292 to 1014 code for a protein of 240 amino acids. Gene Ontology annotation, cellular component: spindle. The record is from RefSeq and is a predicted model, not a curated record. The transcript is spliced from 7 exons. Gene Ontology annotation, biological process: regulation of establishment of bipolar cell polarity; establishment of mitotic spindle orientation. Gene Ontology annotation, molecular function: protein binding. NCBI's taxonomy places the organism in Eukaryota, Metazoa, Arthropoda, Insecta, Hemiptera, Cicadellidae.
AACAGUGACGGGCUUACACCUCUUGACGUGGCCGUACUCUCUGGCAACCGCUCACUCACCAAGGUGCUCAUAGCCUUCGGUGCCCAUGAGGGGAACAAGUUUGGAAGUCCUGAGAAGCUGCUCGCCCACUUGCGCCAGCUGGCAUGUGAGGCGGAAAGGAGAGUGGGGGAGCUUGGAGGAGGUGGAGGGGAGGAGGGGCCGCGCUCUGCCCCUCCAUACAGCGGUCCUACCGCCCCCGCUGCCGAUAAAACCCUGGCCCUCUGGGAGCGCAGGAGCAAGGGUCUCAACAAGAUGAUCAUCGGGUUUGAGCAAGCUCGACCACCCGAUGAACCGUUUCUGGUAGCUGUAGACGUAACCGGCACCAACUCAGUAACUGUGCGGUUCCAGGAACCGGACAACUCAGACAGUCCUCCCUGCACCAAGUUUAGAGUGGAGUGGAGUUCAGAACCAGACUUUCGUACUGUCUCCGGUCACCGUGAAAUUUUGGAUAUGAAGCAGAUGGAGGUGACAGUGGACGGACUAACUCACGGGCAGUGUUACUACUUCCGGGCGGCAUGUGGGAACAUUAGGGGAUAUUCCCAGUUCCGGGCAAGUCAGCCUGAUUGUGUCAUUCCCUCCAGUUGGCGAGAUGUGACAGGCAGAGAGGAGCGUCUGCCACCUGCCGGUUUGGCACUACUGGAUCGACUGUUUGCAGAGGUGCGUAGUGGUAGGCCUGACCUGAAGGGACUAGGAGACCCUGGACCAGGUGAAACGCCUGUGGGACAGAGGCGCAAGAAGACAACGAUCAAACAGCUCUUCACUGCAGCAAGCAAGUUCCAGAAACACCUCAGAAGAGGUGUCUUCCUCUCCUGCCUGCUUUACCAUGAAGAUAAAGUUUUGGUGACCAAUGAAGAUUUCCUACCAGUAAUAGAAGUUGAUGAGACAUAUCCUGGAUCGAUAUACCAUGACUUCCAUUGGUUAUUAAAGCCUUGCAGACUCCGGCAGCAGAUCCCUAAACCUGUAGAGACCCCUUAA